This is a messenger RNA of Alternaria alternata, 2082 nucleotides long. RefSeq names its product dynein. Lineage: Eukaryota; Fungi; Ascomycota; Dothideomycetes; Pleosporales; Pleosporaceae. The transcript is spliced from 4 exons. Gene Ontology annotation, biological process: microtubule-based movement; microtubule cytoskeleton organization. Gene Ontology annotation, molecular function: dynein heavy chain binding. The coding region runs from base 154 to 1740 and encodes 528 amino acids. Gene Ontology annotation, cellular component: centrosome; cytoplasmic dynein complex. The record is from RefSeq and is a predicted model, not a curated record.
AAACAAGCACACCGCAACCCCACUAGACAUUCACUCGGGUGCCGCACUAGCCUUUCCGCCUCCGUCGCAUAUCUUGUAUACAGCAUCCACACAUCAUCGCUUAGUCGACAAAGCCUCGUGUCACCGGCGACGAAGCUCCGCACCACCUCCGCAAUGGCGAGCGCGCGUCGGACCUCCAACUUCCCCACACGCGUCCCCGGAAGCCACGACCGCCCGGGGAGCAGAGACACGGACAAGGAGGAGAUAUGGAAGCCUAUGCUGGAUAACAUUUCGAGUGGGAAGCGACUGCCAGAAAAGAGUCUACUCGUGCUGGGCGGAACUCCAGAAACACAGCGAGAGUUCCUCGAGUCGGUGUCCACAGACUCUGCAAACAACCGAAGACCGCCAGACCGAGGCAGGAAGCCGCCAAUUGCGAACCAAUUCGCCCUGGGCUACACGUACCAGGAUGUGCUGGAUACGGAUCACGAGGAUACACUUGCUCGUCUUUCGCUCUACCUGCUUGCUAACCCCUCGCCCUCAUUCACCCCCCUUAUCAAGCCCUACCUCAACCCACGAACCCUCCCGCACAUGCUUAUCGUCAUACUCCUAGACUGGAAUCACCCAUGGCUGUGGAUACGGCAACUUCGCGACUGGAUCAGAGUGCUGCGAUCACUCAUCGUCUCCCUCGACGAUAACUCAAAGGUCGUCUUGGAAGAGAACAUCCAAACACUGCAAGACAAGGGACGCAAUUUGCCAGCUGAAGGCAGCAGCAUGGAGAACGUAAAGAUACCACUUGGGCCCGGAGAAUGGGAUGAGCCACUCGGCAUACCGUUAUGCGUAGUAUGUCAAAAUGCUGACAAGAUCGAGACUCUUGAAAAGGAGAGGGGCUGGAAAGAGGAGGAGUUCGACUUCAUACUACAGUACAUGCGCACUAUCCUUCUCAAGCACGGCUCAAGCUUGAUUUACACCAUGCCUACGGCACCGGGGUCGUUGCAAACACUUAUCCACUCCACCCUGGGCAUCAAGUCUCUGCUCAAACAAGAGCAGCUCAGGCACAACGUAACGGACCGUGACCGAGUAUUGGUCCCACCCAACUGGGAUUCAUGGGCCAAGAUUCGUAUUCUACGAGAAGGGUUUGAUGUUGAAGGCAUCAGCGAGAAAUGGAGUGUUGACAUUGAUAUACCUCAGCACAUGCGCCCAACCAACGGCCAGGUAUCUACACCUAUCGAAGGAGAAGCACAGCCCAACGGCGAAGACACACAGGUUGCGGAAGAAGAGGAGGAGGGCCCCUCAGCGACAUCAAUUUAUGAGGAAACGAUCCGCAACCCAGAGUCAGAUUACGCACUUUCCAGCUUAUCGAAACAAGCGGACGGGCUCGAGGUGUCUAGCAAGGAUCCACAGGCCUUCCUUGCUGACCAAGUCAACGUCCUUGAACAUCUACGGCGGGAAGAUGAAAACGAAGCUGCCAUCAAAGCUGCGCGCAAGGAACAAGACCCCUCGGCUUCUAGAGCGUGGACCGAAGAUGCAUCAGGAGUUGUCGAAGAGCAUAUCGGACCUGUACAGUUCAACAUGGGUGGUAUUCAAGUCAAUGCCGAUGAGAUGGUGAAGAGACUACAGGACCGGCAAGCCAACCGAUUAGAUGAGCCCGAGACACCACCCCCAAAGACACAGGAUACCAACAUCAACGACAACGAGAAGCUGAGGUCCUUCUUCUCAAGUUUGGUCAACAAGGCGCCUUCAAACAGUCCGAGAGGAUCAUAGAAUAGAUCUACUUUCAAAUGAGCGCUUUCCAACUAUUCUGCUACAUGUACUACACACAUGUUUAUUCGACUUUCCGAUAACAGAGGCUUUCUUACUGGUUCACGGUCGUCAUUAGCAUGGCUCUAUACCCACAGUGUAUUUCCGUACCCAAUACAAGCUUUUCAUUCAAUGUCUUCGCUUUAAGACUAUGCACUACACAGGUAUUGUCACUGAGUUUGUCGCCGUCAGUUUCGUCAUGCCGUGAUAGUGAAUGUUGUACAGCGUAUGACACAUUAGCUCGACAACUCGAUGUCUUCAUGGCUGAAGACACGCACGAGAUACUUCAAACCUCGAUUACAUGCC